UCUCCUUUCGCCGACGCUUCGUACAAUGUCCUACGUAAUCUUCGGGCGUGCAAUUAAGAACGAGUACCUCUCACUGGGUACUAUCAUCGGCACCGCCGCAAUUGCCUACGCGUCAAUGGGUGGCAGCAAAAAGCAACCUGCUCCAUCAGGUGGAAAUGUGCAAGAAUCUAUCCAGAAGGUGAAGGAUGCCGUUCCUCUAAAUGCUGGCUCAAGUGAAGAAGAACAAUUUAUCAAAAACUUCAUUGCAGAGGAGGAAAAGAAAGCGGCGCAUCAUUGAGACUGGACACUUCGUCAGAGUAUUAGUGCUCCUUUGGUCGAACCUGGUGUAGACUGCAUAUUUGCACACGUUACAGCUCAAAUGCACAAUUAGACCUUU
This is a messenger RNA of Fomitiporia mediterranea MF3/22, 376 nucleotides long. RefSeq lists its product as uncharacterized. Bases 26 to 277 code for a protein of 83 amino acids. The transcript is spliced from 4 exons. Gene Ontology annotation, biological process: proton motive force-driven ATP synthesis. The record is from RefSeq and is a predicted model, not a curated record. Lineage: Eukaryota; Fungi; Basidiomycota; Agaricomycetes; Hymenochaetales; Hymenochaetaceae.